CCAAAGGAGGAAGACGUCUCCAGACCUGUGGACUCGCCGGAGUUGGAGGAGAAGUUUACUUUUUUUUUUUAAUCGUAAUAAACUUUGCUCGUAGAAGAGAAACGGAGCAUGCCAUCAUAAAGUGGAGCCGGAGGCGAUCAGAAACACGGAUCGGCGGGGAAAGAGCAUUUAAGCUGUAGCCUGUGUCUGAGCUGCUGCUUGCACCAAGUCUGGACUUGCUGUCUCAAUCCAGGCAGAUUUACAAGGCAGAUGGCACAGCAAGAGGAGCCUCUGUACGAUUUCCCGGAGCCCACCCAGUCAUCACAGCAGCGGAAGUUACUCGCGCAUCAAAGGGGACGAGGCUCCCUGAGAAGCAUCAGCGUACUGGACCGCCUCCUGCUCACAGUUCCUGUCUGGCUUCAGCUGUCAAUCAACCCUGCCACUGCACUGCACAUACUGCAGAGAGAGCCUCCUGGGAACUUCCUGGUGCGAAAGUCUCGCACGUCGCAGAGAAACGUGCUGUGCGUCCGUCUGGCGGACGACAGCGUGCCGUCCUUCGUUCAGCAGUUUGGCAUCAGGGAGGAGCAGUGCACUAUGUGUCUGGAGACGUCUGCCAUCCGCUUUCCAGAUCUGCCAAGAUUAGUUUCUUUCUACUGUGUCAGCAGAGAUGUGUUACCUUUCCCUCUGGAGCUUCCUGAAGCCAUCGCAAAGGCAACAUCCCACAAAGAGCUGGAGUCCAUCUCCCAUAUGGGAAUAGAAUUCUGGAGCUCCCAUCUCAACGUCCGUGGGCCCCGGGAGGCACCUAAGCCUCAGAAUACCGUCGAUACCUCGGCUUCGCCUGCUGCUCCUCCACAGACGGGCUCCGAAUCCACUCCGCAGCCCGACUCAGCCCACCAGCUCAAGACAGAACCUGAAUCGGACACAACCACCAAACCAUCAGGCUCUAACCCCACUCUGUUCCAUGAGUUCUGUCCGAUCACGACUCGCAGCCCAGGGGAGUUGGACUGUGGUUCCGGCCUGGGUGCCUUCUGCUUCAUCAACCCCCUUUUCCUUCAGUCUCAGAACGUUUUGUCCAGGCGACGUAACUUCAAACACAGCCUCAAGGUUCGGGUUUCCACAGAGUCAUCGACCCUGCUGUCACCCCCUCUCGCUGCGCCACCUCCACCGCCUCUAAUGCCCAAAAGUAAGGGGAGCCGUAAGGCCAAGGGACACGGAGGCGCCCAGAUCAGCAAAGGCCUUUUACAGAGCGGGAACCCAAGUCAAGCCACCGCCCGGAGUGAUGCCUCAGCUCAGGACACCCAGCCUCUCACACAAACACAGGACGCUCCCAGUGAAGCACAAAUGCAGCCUCCAUCAGCAGCUCCUCACUCCCAGCCUGAGGUGCAGGAGCAGGGCCAAACUCCAGCUCCAGUCGAGGCCACAGAUCAGCUACCAACAGUAGUAGGGCAUUUCCAAGACGACUCAGAAUACAUGCAGCCCUCUCUAAUGAUCAAUUCCUCCCAUCCUCCCUCACUCUCUCCUUACCUCUCCCCUGCUGUUGCUCCCAGGGCACCUCCCCUUUUCCCUAAAGCUUUCCCACCCCUCUCUCCUCACAGCUCUCCGGGUGUUACUCCCUCUCUCUCCCCCUAUCAGUCCUCACCUGUUUCUCCCAAGGUCUCCUUUUCUCUCUUUCCACGCGACUCACCCAGUGAUUUACCCUCUCUUUCACCUUAUCAGUCACCAUCUCCUUCUCCGAAGGUCUUAUCUCUGUCUCCCUUCACUUCCUCGCCCUUGUCUCAGCUGGCAGAGCAGGCGUAUCACAUACCUGCUGCCGCUUCAAGAUCAGAGCGAGACGUCGAGGAGGAGGGAGCAGCUGCAGGCGAAAUUAAGGAUGGAGACGGUGAAACACACGAGGAACUGCAUGAAGAGGAGGAGGGGGGUCUGGUUUUCCAAAUGAAUGCUGGUUCUCUUGAUGACACGGACAGCCGCGGUUCCUUGAACAGUCUGGAGGAAGCAGCAGAGACUCACCCGACUCACACACAUGAUUGUCACUGAAUUACGUUAUGUGAUAUAUCGAAGCACUUGUAGAAUUAGUGCAGAUGUGUUGACAGAUAUUUUUCAGACCAGAAAAAAACCUUUGCAUACAAACCCAAACUCCAGUCACCCAUUUUUUCGCACCACAUUUUGUACAAUUUAUGAUCAAGGUUGAAACAGCCAACUUCCCCAAGCAUAAAAUAAAAUACUUGACAUAUAUCA
Scophthalmus maximus (turbot) is the source of this 2214-nucleotide messenger RNA. Its product is annotated as ras and Rab interactor 1-like. The coding region runs from base 250 to 2013 and encodes 587 amino acids. The record is from RefSeq and is a predicted model, not a curated record. The transcript has 7 exons. NCBI's taxonomy places the organism in Eukaryota, Metazoa, Chordata, Actinopteri, Pleuronectiformes, Scophthalmidae.